This is a messenger RNA of Sebastes umbrosus (honeycomb rockfish), 2752 nucleotides long. RefSeq names its product BEN domain-containing protein 4. Gene Ontology annotation, molecular function: DNA binding. Lineage: Eukaryota; Metazoa; Chordata; Actinopteri; Perciformes; Sebastidae. The coding region runs from base 268 to 2058 and encodes 596 amino acids. The transcript has 7 exons. The record is from RefSeq and is a predicted model, not a curated record.
AGGAUGUGCAGUGAAAUGCAAAGUGGCAGUGCUCACAAGAUUGUGCAGAAACACGUGUCAUUAAGAGGAAAACUACAACAUUUAAGAUUGUACAACUGCUACAGCGCCCCGUUGUUCUCUCUGUGUGGAUGAUGGCUUGUGGGCUACAAAGGAGGAGGCAGUGGCGCACAAGUCCCGCCUGUAUUCCCCUCUGGAGGAGUCUCAGUGUCUGAGCUCCAGACUGGGGAUUGGUGCGGCUGCUUGUCAGUAAAUGAUCCCACCCUCCACAUGCAUGAGGAGGGGAAACCGAGCCAGACAGUGACGGAUCUGAUCCUGCAGCCUGUCACACCAGCACUUCCACAAAUAAGCUUUUCCGACGCUGUGGACACCUGGAUGGAUGGAGAGAUGGAUGGAGAGAUGCAGCCUGCAGAUGAAGGACCGUGCGCCCAGAAGAUGUGCCGACAACAACAGCAACAGCAGCAGCGAGGUCCGUUCAGCAGCCUGAAAACCUUCCAGAGCAGCAAACGCUCUGCAGCCAAGUCUCGCUUUGACAGGUCGGCUAUGGUCGAGGUGCCUCUGUUUGGAGACGGACAUCACUUCACUUUCCAUCCAGAGCAGCAUUACCAUUUCCAGGCGCACCAUCACAACCAACACCACCAGCGUCUGCAGCAGCUCCACCAGUCCAGCAGCCAGCAGCUCCACCUGUCCAGCAGCCAGCAGCAUCACCCGACGCCUCAGCAGCAGGAUCGUUUCCCAUGUGAGAACAGGCCCAGCAGCAGGGUCCCGACAUCCACCUCGGCGGCGGUGGCAUCAUCUCCUGGUACCCAGCAGAGGCGCUCCAUCAGCGGCAGAGCAGAGCCCAGGUUCUCCCCAGACUGCACCUAUGGUAUCAGCUCAGAGAAUCGUCUCAUCCUGGAUGCCUUCGCCCAGCAGUGUAGCCGAGUCCUCAGCCUCCUCAACAACGGCCGCCUCCUGGAGCCCCCCUCUUCCUCCACCUCCUCCUCCUUCACCUCCAACAUCAAGCUGGAAGACGUGCCAGGAGAGGCACAGCGGCUUCACUGCUCCUCACUGGGGAAGACCAAACCUGAAGAGAGCUCCUCCACCACCACAGACCCAGAGGAGGAGGCCCAACAAAGCCAUUUGAACCAACAACAGACCUCUGCCGUGCUCCGCAUCUUCACAGACUCCCUACAGAACUAUCUGCUCUCAGGGCCUCAGCAGCAGCAGCAACAUCUGGCUGCCGGUCUGGAGGAUGAGCAGUGUCCGUCGGCGGAGCCCGGCUCAGGGGUGUCUCCUCCAAGACACAACCUGGGAGGCUGGGGCUCGCCGACUCCGUCAGAGUCCUACGGCCACCCGUCGUCCACGCUGCCUGAGGAGGAUGAGGAGGAGGAGAACUGCUGUCCACGCUGCCUGGAGCUGGAGCAGGAGGUGCUGUCUCUGCAGCAGGAGAACGAGGAGCUCCGCAACAAGCUGGAGAAUUUCCCAGUUCCUUGUCAAAAUGUCCUCGACUACUUCAAGACCGUCCUUGAGUUUCACAACCAGCUGGUCCAGCCGAUGCCAGAGGAGCAGCUCACCGAGGAAGAAGAACGGCAAACAGUGUUUGAGGGCAGUAAGCAGCUCCUGGAGAACUACCCUCUCUUCAUCUCUAACAAGCAGUGGGACGAAGCCGUCAACUCCUCCAAGAAAGACGGCAGGCGGCUGCUGCGCUACCUGAUUCGCUUCGUCUUCACCACGGACGAGCUCAAGUUCUCCUGCGGUUUGGGCAAAAGGAAGCGUUCAGUCCACUCAGGAGAUCCUGGCCUGGAGAGACGACCGCUCAACCCUGUCAAAGUCAGCUGCCUCAGAGAGUUCAUCCGGAUGCACUGUGCCUCAAACCCAGACUGGUGGAUGCCGUCAGAGGAGCAGAUCAACAAAGUGUUCAGCGACGCCGUCGGUCACGCUCGCCAGGGUCGAGCAGUCGGCACGUUCCUGGGCAGCAGCGACAGCAGCACCAGCAGCCUCUAUAUCGACGGCUUUGACGGACACCUGUCACAGGACGAACUGUAUCUGAAAGGCUGCCAGAACGGCCAGUCGGACUGAAGUCAGAGGUGAAGUUAAAGACAAAUGCCGGAAAUGUAGCUGUACAACAACAUAUCCCAAAACACUGACCUUAAACCUGUCACUUUACACAGUGAAGAAAACAUUCCAGUUUAUCAGACAGAAUAUAACUACAGUCUCUCUUAAGCAGUUUGAAUAGUUUUUAGCUCUUUUGCCAUUUUUAUACCUACAAUUUUGUUUAGUCAAAAGUUUAAACUUUUAAAAUUUGAGUCUUCCAUUUGCUACUUUUUCUAUAGUUUGAUGUUUUGAGCACUUAUAUUUUGGGCUGGAGUCCCAGUGAUUUAUUUUCACAAUUUACAUGCAUACCUGAAGGUCAUCAGGAAGCUAUUUGUGUUAUUGUUACCCAGGUUAGAGACUUAUUAUCACUGACACUGCGCUACUCCAUCACGGAAAUUAAUAUUUUUCUGCCAGAUUCGGCGUCAUUGGCGAAGCACCUUUACUUGCAACCCUUCAACAGGAGUGCCUCUGAGAAAGUCACGUUUUGUUACCUGUAGUCUUGCACUUUGCAUCACCCAUUUCUUAAUUUGAAUCAAUUCUGAUGUGUCAAGUUUUAAAAAAGAAAAGUGCACUCAAAGUCUUUCCAAUGUGCGUAAAUGCAGCUUCCCUUAAGGUGAAAGAUGGUCAAUGCUGAUUUCAGAAUAUGCAAUUGAAAAAAAUAAAUGUGUGUCACAUUGCA